This is a messenger RNA of Heteronotia binoei (common prickly gecko), 2268 nucleotides long. Its product is annotated as zinc finger protein 418-like. The record is from RefSeq and is a predicted model, not a curated record. Gene Ontology annotation, molecular function: RNA polymerase II cis-regulatory region sequence-specific DNA binding; DNA-binding transcription factor activity. Lineage: Eukaryota; Metazoa; Chordata; Lepidosauria; Squamata; Gekkonidae. The transcript has 2 exons. Bases 1 to 1149 code for a protein of 382 amino acids. Gene Ontology annotation, biological process: regulation of transcription by RNA polymerase II.
AUGCCCGUAUGCAGCAUGCAGCAACGCAAGAGAACCCACACAGGGGACAAUCCUUAUGAAUGUCCAGAGUGUGGAAAGAGAUUCAGUCAGAGUGGCCAUCUUCAGUAUCAUCAGAGAACCCACACAGGGGAGAAACCUUUUGAAUGCUCAGAGUGUGGAAAGAGAUUCAGUCGGGGUGGCAGUCUUCAACUUCAUCAGAGAACCCACACAGGGGAGAAACCUUUUGAAUGCUCAGAGUGUGGAAAGAAAUUCAGGGUGAGUGGCAGUCUUCAACGUCAUCAGAGAACCCACACAGGGGAGAAACCUUUUGAAUGCUCAGAGUGUGGAAAGAGAUUCAGUGGGAGUGGCAGUCUUCAACUUCAUCAGAGAACCCACACAGGGGAGAAACCUUUUGAAUGCUCAGAGUGUGGAAAGAAAUUCAGUGAGAGUGGCAAUCUUCAACGUCAUCAGAGAACCCACACAGGGGAGAAAUCUUUUGAAUGCUCAGAGUGUGGAAAGAGAUUCAGUCGGGGUGGCAGUCUUCAACUUCAUCAGAGAACCCACACAGGGGAGAAACCUUUUGAAUGCUCAGAGUGUGGAAAGAAAUUCAGUGAGAGUGGCAAUCUUCAACGUCAUCAGAGAACCCACACAGGGGAGAAAUCUUUUGAAUGCUCAGAGUGUGGAAAGAGAUUCAGUCGGAGUGGCAGUCUUCAACUUCAUCAGAGAACCCACACAGGGGACAGACCUUUUGAAUGCUCAGAGUGUGGAAAGAGAUUCAGUGAGAGUCGCACUCUUCAAUGUCAUCAGAGAACCCACACAGGGGACAGACCUUUUGAAUGCUCAGAGUGUGGAAAGAAAUUCAGUGAAAGUGGCAAUCUUCAACGUCAUCAGAGAACCCACACAGGGGAGAAACCGUUUGAAUGCUCAGAGUGUGGAAAGAGAUUCCGUCAGAAUGGCAGUCUUCAACUUCAUCAGAGAACCCACACAGGGGAGAGACCUUUUGAAUGCUCAGAGUGUGGAAAGAGAUUCAGUCAGAGUGGCCAUCUUCAGUAUCAUCAGAGAACCCACACAGGGGAGAAACCUUUUGCAUGCUCAGAGUGUGGAAAGAGAUUCAGUGAGAGGAGGCGUCUUGAACAGCAUCAGAGAACACACAGAGGGAGGAAUCGCUAGAAUUCUAAAUGUCCGGCCGCGGCUUGCCACACCUGGACUUGUUAAUGACCCCAACGGAUGCUUUGAUGUUGGAGAGACAGCAUCCCAAUGAAUAAGACCACUCCCCACCCCCUUUUGAACUUGCUGAUAAACUCCAAACACGAGAAACCUUUUCAGUGCUUAGAGUGUGAGAGAAGAUUCGGUUCGAGUGGCACUCUUCAGCUGCAUCAAAGUACCUGCACAUGGGGAGAAAACCUUUGAGUGUGCAGAUUCAGUCAGUGUGACAAUUUUCAAAAGCAUAUAUGAACUCUUGUAAGGGAGAAGCCUUUUGGCUUUUCAGACUGUGGAAAGAGAUUCUGUUGCAGAAGCACUCCUUGAUGGCAACUGAGACCCCACACAGGGAAGACACAAUUUUAAUGUUGGGAGCUUUGAAAGUGAUUCAGUCGGAGAUGUUCUCUUCUGCUGUGUCGAGGAACCCGCACAAGGAGGAUCCAUGUAACCUCUUAGCCCAUAAAAAGAGCUUUCCCGCUAUUUCAUAUGUAAAAGACUCUAAUCUGCAGAAGAAACCUUACUCUAAUCAGAAAGAAAUGUUAUAAGUGCUUGGGCAGGGUUUUUUGUUGUUCAGUCACACAGUUGACGCCGACUCUUUGCGACCCCACGGACAAAAUCACGCCAGCCCCUCCUGUCUUCCACCAACCUCCAAAGUCUGCUCAAAUUCAUGUUAGUUACAUAAAUAACGCUGCCCAGCCGUCUCAUCCUUUGCCGUCCCCUUCUUCUUUUGCCUUCUGUCUUUUCCAGCAUCAGGAUCUUCUCCAGGGAGUGCUCCCUUCUCAUUUGGUAGCCAAAGUAUUUGAGCUUCAGCUUCAGUGCCUGACCUUCCAGGGAACAGUCGGGGUGGAUUUCCCAUAGGACUGACUGAUUGGAUCUUCUUGCACUUCAAGGGACUCUCAAGAUUCUUCUCCAGCACCACAGCUCAAAAGCAUCUAUUCUUCUGCGCUCGGCCUUCCUUAUGGUCCAGCUCUCACAGCCAUACAUUACUACUGGGAAUACCGUCGCUUUGACUAUAGUCCGCUUGCGGAGAGGGCGGGAUAUAAAUGUAUAGUAAUAAAUAAAUAAAAAUAAAUAUAUGGACUUUUGUUG